UCAAAAGUGGCACAGUAUACUAAGUACUCUAGGAUUUCAUCUCAGUACUUUUUAGUUUUUGCUUUUACUAUCUAUUUCAAUGGUGGGUUGCUCCUGGUUCAGUCUGGUUCUAUAGAACUGGUAGUAAAACCUGCAGGAGGCUCCGCCCACCCAUCCUGAUGUCAUCAUGGGUGAUCUGCGCACGCGCAGAAGCGCAUGCGUGCUCCCGUUGCGAACCAGAAGUAAAGACGUUGCAGGUGGUACAACAUCGCAAAUAAUGUAGAGAAGGAGUGCUGCAUUUGAUCGGCUCAAAAAUAAGAAAGGAAGACAAUGAGACAUUUGCCCAGUGGUGAAAUCUGAACCGGUUUGCUACCAGUUUGCUGGCUGUGCAUGCAUGCUGUGUGCGCACAAGAACAAUGUGCACAUGGACCAAAUGCAAGACCAAAAGAGCAGAAAGCAGGCAGAGAGAGAGAGAGAGAGAUGCAUCUAUAACAAUAUAAUCGAUAACUAUAACAAUGUAACAGUUUCCAGGUCACCGCAAGAAAUACAUUGAAUUAAAGAAUAAUGAGAGGAAACCCUGAUGUUUUGAAAAAUCGAAGAAGUGCAAAAGGAGCUGACAAGAACAAAAAAUGGCUAGGUUCUUUUAUGGAUGAUAGAAUCCUGAGCUUAUAAGAAUUCAAACAAGCCAUUACUUACAAUGAAGCUAGACAAAAUAAAGGCCCUCAGGUCAAGGUCCUGAAAACUGAACAGCAAAAAAAGUCUACUGAAUAAUUUAAUACAGUACAUAUAUAUCAGACGGAUCAUAUCAGAGGGAAAAUGUACUUUUGAUGCUGUAUGAAUUUUAUCUUUUCCAGGCAUUGCCUAUUGACAAAUAUAAAUCUUGACAAUCUGAACUUGAUGAAUAUAAAUCACUGGGAUCUGAUGGUUUACAUCCCAGAGUUCUGAAGGGGCUGACAGGUGUUAUCUCAGAACCAUUGUACAAUAUAUUUCAAAAAUCCUGGAACACUGGGGAAUUACCUGACGACUGUAAAAGAGCUGAUGUGGUUUCCAUCUUCAAAAAAGGAAAAAAACAGACCCAGGAAACUACAAACCAAUCAGCCUAACAUCAAUAACGGUUCCUGCGCAUGCUCCAAGAUGGCGGCUUGGUGAGUUAGCAGAGGAGGAUAAGGAGUCUUCUCCUAGUCGGCCCGCACCGGUGAGAGCUUCCUCCGAUCUCCAGUCUGCAGCCCAGCAUCUUUAACAUCUGCCGGCCUGGAGGAGGUUAGAUUGGCUCCAUGCGAGGCCCGGGGGAGAACGGCAGCAGGCUUUCUUGGUCGGCUUGGUUGGUGUGGAAUGGCGGCGGUUAGCGGCGGUGGCGGUGACGGUGGUGCUUUGUUAAUGGCGGUGGAGGUGCAGCGGUGGCGGCAGCAGCCUUCUCUUAGCUGCCCGGACCGACCGGGGGAGCUGCCGGUAAACUCUCUGGCCCUGAAUUAGCCAACUCAGCUAGGGUAAUCAUCUUCCAGCCUGGAGGGAGGCUGGCCUAAUAGGGACUCAGGGCGGAUGGAGGUCCUUUACUCGGGCCUGCAUGAUGGCGGCGGUGGCGACGGUGCCUCGGCGGUGGCGGCGUUAUUGCCUCGUUGUGGGACCCAGUGGACCUCGGGUGGCCCUUCGAAGUCCGUGAGCAAUCUGGCCAGCCUGAAGGAUGAUGAGGGAGGCUGGUGGUCGGACUAUGGCUUGGCGAAGCUGUGGCUCAUGGCUAUGGUGCCUCGAGAACAACUCCGAUGGCAACAGUUUGAACAGUCUGAGGUAGCCGAGGCUGUGAGUUCCAUCUUAAGUGGCAGAGGUUACCUUUCUUUGGACUAUGAGAGACUAAGAAGAUCGGAUUGGUGAUGUCCGUGGAAAUGGCGGCCACCCUAGGUCUUUUUCCAUCUUUUGACCUUCAUCUUGUCAUCUGUGCUAGCCCCUGGUUAAUCACAUUUCCAUCUGGGCUGACUAGGAUUAGACUUUUCAUCACCUCCCGAACACUAUGUACUCACCUGCUUUGCUUCUUGGUCUGCGAGAUGCCCCCCUCUCGCAGAUUUGGCCCUCCUCUCUAUCGAGGGCCUACCUUGAUGACGGGUUUUGGAACCCCGAGAGGUGGCACGCGUCAAAAAGAAACCUUAGGAGUUUUUAAUUAAGGCUCUUAACGAAUUUUUAAAGGGAGGGAGGGUUGAGGUGGGUCGUGGGGGAGACCCAUUACAGGGGCCAGACCCUGCAAGGGCUCGCGAGUUACAGAUAGGUUCAGAGUAACACUGGGGGAGGAGGCUGGUACCCAAGGCCAUGAGGGUUAUUCAAUCGGCACGGUUAGUGGGAGGGGCAGAUAUGGCGGAAGCGGGGGUCCGUAUCUUGUUAGGGGAGUGUGCCCUCGCUGUUUACAAGCGAUUGCGCACUCCGGACCCUCUGUCUUCUCCCAUUCCCUGGGUGGCUGGAAUCCUCGGGGCCUUGACCUUCGGCUGAUGUUGUGCAACGCCAGGUCCGUGAUCAAUAAAACCCCCCUCAUUUCAGAUCUUAUUCAAGAGGGGGGCGCGGACCUGAUGGGUGUUACGGAGACCUGGUUGGGCACGGAAGGGGGUGUCCCCCUGGUAGAAAUGUGCCCACCGGGUUUCCGAGCAUUCCAUCAGCCGAGGGUACAAGGUAGGGGUGGAGGGGUGGCGGUUAUUAUAAACGAGAGUCUAGAGCUGAGGGAGGUCACUAUCCCGCAGAUAGCCGGCUGUGAGUCUCUUCUUGUUCGGUGGGGCCAGGGGUUGCAGGUGGGCUUGCUGACCACGUACCUGGCUCCCUGCCACGUGACAGCAGCCCUGCCUGAGCUGCUCGAUGUGAUUGCCGAGGCGGCAGUUGAUUCCCCCAGGCUUAUGGUCAUGGGGGAUUUCAAUUUGCCGUUGGUGGGCGAGACAUCGGUGACAGCCCGGGAGUUCAUGGUUUCCAUGACAGCCUUGGACCUGACCCAGUUAACGAAUGGUCCUACUCACAUUGGAGGAAACACGCUGGACUUGAUUUUUGUCUCGGGACAGUGGCUGAAUGAUCUGGAAUUGGGGGAUUUGGUUAUUACACCCCUGUCAUGGUCAGAUCAUUUGCUCCUUCGUCUCGACGUUCGAACCACGAACCCACACCGCAGGGAGACGGAACCAAUGCGCUGGUUCCGUCCCAGGCGCCUGAUGGACCCGAAGAGGUUCCUGACGGAGCUUGGGCCGUUUCCUGAGGAUCUGGCUCACGGCUUGACCAAAGAACUUGUCGCUGCCUGGGAAACGGCGGCGGCGGGGUUUUUGGAUUGUGUUGUGCCUUUGCAGCCUCUGACCCGGCGCCGUUCUCGACCAGCUCCUUGGUUCUCUGAGGAGCUGAGGGAGAUGAAGCGCCGGAAAAGACACCUAGAGAGCAACUGGAGGGCCAGCCAUUCCGAAUCUGACCGAACACUAGUACGGUCUUAUGUUCAGGCCUACUUAGUGGCGAUAGGGAUGGCAAAGCAGGAAUACUUUUCCGCCCUUAUCGCAUCGGCAGAUAACUGCCCAGCUGCCUUGUUUAGGGUGACCCGCUCUCUGCUUUUCCAGGGAGCUCGGGAGGACCCCUUGCAAGGACGUGCUGAGGAGUUUGGAAUGUAUCUGCACGAUAAAAUCGCUCAGAUCCGGGACAGGCUGGACACUGAUUGGGUGGAUUCGGGUGGGACGGUGGAGGCAGCUCUUGAGAAUAUUAUUUGGGGGGAAUUCGAUUCUUGUGACUCCCGAGGACAUGGACAGGAUACUGAGGGGGCUGAAUGCUACCACAUGUUUAUUGGACCCGUGUCCCUCCUGGUUGAUACUGGCCACACAGGAGGUUACACGAGGCUGGCUUCAGAGAAUUGUCAAUGCUUCUUUAAAGGAGGGUAUCUUCCCCACAGCCUUGAAAGAGGCGGUGGUGAGACCCCUCCUCAAGAAGUCUUCCCUGGAUCCAGCUAUUUUAUCGAACUACCGUCCGGUCUCUAACCUUCGUUUUGUGGCGAAGAUUGUUGAGAGUGUUGUGGCACAUCAGCUCCCUCGGUACCUGGAUGAAACUGUUUAUCUAGACCCGUGCCAGUCUGGCUUCCGGCCUGGGUACAGCACGGAGACGGCUUUGUUCACGUUGGUUGAUGAUCUCUGGAGGACCCGGGAUAGGGGUUGUUCCUCUAUCCUGGUCCUACUUGAUCUGUCAGCGGCUUUUGAUACCAUCGACCAUGGUAUCUUGCUGCAGCGGUUGGGGAGCCUGGGAGUGGGGGACACCAUUUUUUGGUGGUUCUCCUCUUAUCUCUCCGACCGCUUGCAGACAGUGUUGGCGGGGGGGCAGAGAUUGACCGCGAGGCACCUCACAUGUGGGGUGCCGCAGGGGUCGGUUCUCUCGCCCCUCCUGUUCAACAUCUAUAUGAAACCGUUGGGGGAGAUCAUCCGUGGUUUGGGGGUGAGUUGCCAGCUGUAGCUGAUGACACUCAACUGUACAUUUCCACCCCGGAUCACCCCAACGAAGCCGUCAAUGUGAUGUCCCGGUGCCUUGAAGCUGUUCAGGUCUGGAUGGGGACAAACAGACUUCGACUUAACCCAUCCAAGACGGAGUGGCUGUGGAUGCCGGCGUCCCAGUACAAUCAGCUAGUUCCGUCGCUGACUGUGGGGGGCGAAUCACUGGCCCCCAGGGAGUUGGUUCGCAGCUUAGGCGUUCUCCUGGAUGCACGGCUGUCGUUGGAAGAACACUUGAUGGCUGUUGCCAGGGGAGCUUUUUAUCAGGUUCGCCUGAUCCGCCAACUGCGUCCCUUCCUGGACCGGGAUUCGUUAUGCACGGUCACUCAUGUCCUCGUUACCUCCCACCUGGAUUACUGCAAUGCUCUCUACAUGGGGCUCCCCUUGAAGAGCACCGGGAGACUUCAACUGGUACAGAAUGCGGCUGCGUGGGGGGUAGAGGGAGCGUCUCAGAGCUUCCAUAUAACACCUCUCCUACGCAAGCUGCACUGGUUGCCGGUGGUCUUCCACGUGCAAUUCAAGGUGUUGGUGAUCACCUUUAAAGCGCUCCAUGGCAUAGGACCAGGUUACUUACGGGACCGCCUACUGCCGCCAAUAGCCUCCCAUCGACCUGUGCGCUCCCACAGGGGGGGUCUCCUCGGGGUGCCGUCAGCUAAACAAUGUCGGCUGGCGGCCCCCAGGGGAAGAGCCUUCUCUGUUGGGGCACCUACCCUAUGGAACAAACUGCCUCUGGGGCUACGCCUUCUUCCCGACCUCCGGGCCUUUAAGCGCGAGCUCAAGACUUUUUUGUUUCAAUGAGCAGGGUUGGGCUAAGAGUAAUUUUUAAUUGAGUGGUUUUAUUUCUUGUUAUUUUAAUAUUCGGCCUUAUGGUUUCAGAUUUUUAAAUUUCAAAUAUUGUGUUUUAAUUUUUGUAUAUGUCUUUUUAACUUGGCUGUAAACCGCCCUGAGUCUUCGGAGAAGGGCGGUAUAGAAAUGUAAAUAAUAAUAAAUAAAUAAAUAAAUACCUGGGAAAGAUGAUCAAAAAACAGAUCUGCAAACAUCUAGAAACAAAUAAAGUUAUAACUAAAAGCCAGCAUGGGUUUGUUAAAAACAGAUCAUGCCAAACCAAUCUUAUUUCUUUCUUUGACAAAGUGACUAAAUUAGUAGACCAGUGAAAUGCUGUGGACAUACAGCAAGGCAUUUGAUAAAGUAGACCACAACCUACUUCUUGGUAAGCUAGAAAAAUGUGAGAUAGACAGCAUCACCAUCAGAUAGAUUUCUAACUGUUUGGCAAACCAUCUUCAACGAGUCAUCCUUAAUGGUACUACAUCUUUAUGGAGGGAAGUUAAAAGUGGGGUGCCACAGCAUUCUGUCUUAGGCCCUGUACUCUUCAAUAUCUUCAUAAAUGACUUUGAUGAGGGAAUAGAUGGGGAACUCACCAAAUUUGCAGAUGGCAUUAAGCUGGCAGGAAUAGCCAAAACCCCAGAAGACAAGGUCAGGAUCCAAAAAGGU
Messenger RNA from Ahaetulla prasina, 5945 nucleotides. RefSeq lists its product as uncharacterized. Lineage: Eukaryota; Metazoa; Chordata; Lepidosauria; Squamata; Colubridae. The transcript is spliced from 5 exons. The record is from RefSeq and is a predicted model, not a curated record. The coding region runs from base 2454 to 3953 and encodes 499 amino acids. Gene Ontology annotation, molecular function: catalytic activity.